CAGACGGUACCGCCCCGCGCGGGCCAAACCCGUCCGUCGGUUGGGUUGUGUGGAGUCGCGCCGCUCCCUCCCACGCAGUGUACUCAGGCGAGGCCAGAGACUCGCUCGCUAUGUCGGCUGCGGAGGCGGGGGGUGUUUUCCACAGAGCCCGGGGCAGGACCCUGGACGCGUUUUCCGCAGAAAAGGAAAGGGAAUGGAAAGGCCCGUUCUACUUCAUCCAGGGUACGGACCCGCAGUUCGGACUGAUGAAGGCCUGGUCCACCGGGGACUGUGACAACAGUGGGGAUGAGUGGGGCCAGGAGAUUCGUCUCACUGAGCAGGCCGUUCAGGCCAUCAACAAGCUGAACCCCAGACCCAGAUUCUUUGUUCUGUGUGGGGACCUCAUCCAUGCCAUGCCAGGGAUGCCCUGGCGGAAGGAGCAGACGGCAGACCUGCAGCGGGUUCUCAGGCACGUGGACAGCGAGAUCCCGCUGGUCCUCGUCAGCGGCAACCACGACGUGGGCAACGUCCCCACCCCCGAGACCAUCGCAGAGUUUCAGCAGACGUGGGGAGAUGACUAUUUCAGCUUCUGGGUUGGGGGCGUCCUGUUCCUGGUCCUCAACUCCCAGUUCCUGUACAACUCCUCCGGGUGCCCUGCCUUGAAGCAGGCCCAGGACACGUGGCUGGAUCAGCAGCUGGGCCUCGCGAAGCAGCGCAGGUGCCAGCACGCCAUCGUCUUCCAGCACAUCCCGCUGUUCCUCCAGAGCAUCGACGAGGACGACAACUACUUCAACCUCACCCGGGCCAUUCGGAGGGAGGUGGCCGACAAGUUCACCAGAGCAGGUGUCAAAGCUGUAUUCUCAGGCCACUACCACAGAAAUGCCGGGGGCACCUACCAGAACCUUGAAAUGGUGGUGUCGUCUGCCAUCGGAUGCCAGUUGGGCCAAGACCCCCAUGGGCUCCGAGUCGUGGUGGUCACUGCUGAGAAAAUCAUUCAUCGGUACUACAGUUUAGAUGAGCUGAGUGAGAGAGGAAUAGAAGACGACCUGAUGAAUUUGUUGAAGAAAAAAUGAUUGCUGUUUAUGGUCCAUUCACUUUUCCUUCCCCAGUUUUUUCUCUUCAUUUUGCCAGAAACAGCAGCUGCACACAACCACUUACUGAAUAUAAAAGUAUACCAGGCAGAUCUGUGAAUUUAUGUCCUUUCGCGUAAGUCAGAGAGCUGGGUCCGAUCCCAAAUUAUAUUUGAAAGAGAACUGCCUUCCCUUUGAAAAAGAGAAGGGGUGGGGUUGGAGGCUGGGAAUAAAAGAAUAAAUGAUAAUGGAAUAUCUCUGCAUGGGUGUCUGAGUGACUCUUCCUGUCGAUGUGUUUCUCAGCUUUCUGGAGUUCUCUGCUUUUGAAUUAGAUUGUUUUCAGGUAGCACUUAGCGAAAUGUUUACCAGCGGAUCUCAAUCCCAACUCGAUAUUCACGUGCAAUCUUUGAUAAUUCCUCGAACAAACUGCAUCUGAGCGUUUUAAAUUGUGGUCAUGGCUCCAUACCUGGCAAAACAGAGGUCAUCCCUUUUCUCUCCCAACAAGACAAACAGUGUGUGCCAUGGCCAGAGCCAUGUAGGCUCAUUUUAACAAGGAGCCGAGUAGCCAACAUGUGCUGUUAAAUUCUGAGACUUCUAUGAUUGCUGAUGGUGCAGUUGAUACAAGUCAGAGCUUGAGUUGGCCCUCCUGGAGACUAGAAACGUCACCUUUGCACAUAAAUUAGCCAUAUGUAAAAAUCUCAUCCACGGGAUUGGAAGCAGAGCCCUAAAGUCAUUCGGCAGCUCGUCCCGAGUUCAUUGCCAUUCCCAUUCGAUGCUGCCGUAACUGCAGGUUGGUGCCCUCGUGCGGUCAGAAUGACCCUCCAUCCAUGAGACUCUUUACUGUGUCCACUUGGACGGAAGAAGCAAGAAUCGAUGCAGAGUCUCACAAGCAAAAAAGCAGAAAUUCCGGUGGGGUUUUUAAAAACUUCUUUCAGCCACGUUGUUUUAGUUGGUGCCAACUCCGAUUAAAUUCACCAGUGCAGUGGAGCGUGGAUGGUUAAAGUCAGCAUUGUUUUCAUACAGUCUGCUUUGCUGCGUCUUCUUGGCAACUCCCGACCACAGUGUCAUUUCACCCAUGUCGUCUUUUUCAGCAGUCAUCCUGGUGGACAAGGAGCCUAGGUAUUCCCAAUCCUGCCAGAACGUCUCACAGCGCCACGCAAUAGCAUUCAGUCAUCUUAAAACACCAGUAACAACCGACUGGGUACCGAUGAACUGCAAAGUCCAUUUAAAUUAAGACUUUCUUGUGAAAAAGUUGUAGUCGACAUAGCAAAACCACGAGAAAUUAAAUAGGAAGAUAAUUGGAUAUGUAAAUUCAUAAAGAACAAAAGACAAGAAGUUAAUUAUACCACCGAUGGUGACAUACCGUAGCUCAUUGUUAUGCGGCACAGGAAGAUUAAAAUUUUUUCAAAUUAGAAUGCUCUUUAGUGUUUUGCUGCGUUCUUGCUUUGUAUUCAUUUUCCUUUACAACAGGUGUGGAUAUAAGUUCAAGAAGAGGAAGUCAGUAAGUGGCAUCAUAAGUAAUAAGCCACAUGUUUGCUGCCUGGGAUAUCGUAACACUGAGGGUGAGCUGCCACCACCGUGUACCAGGAUCAUAAACAGACGUGGAGCUCCGGGGGGCGGGGGGGAUCGGCAAGAGUUCGGUCACUGUGGCCUGAUGGAGCCAUCUUUGUCGCGUACGUGUGCAAAUUGCUUUGGACUGUGGCACUUGAGUUUUGGAGAGGAACCAGAGAUAAUUAACAGCAAUGGAAAUGAACCUCACUAAGUCUUCCCUAGAAACCUCGGAAGUAAAAGAACUGAUUCAAAACUCAGCAAGAAUAUGCUAAGAAUAGGGAGUCAUAUGAAAUUUUAAAGUAACCAAACAGCAGUAUUCCCCAACGGUAAGAGCAUUUAAAGUGAGGAA
Molecule: messenger RNA, 2949 nt
Organism: Pteropus alecto (black flying fox)
Lineage: Eukaryota; Metazoa; Chordata; Mammalia; Chiroptera; Pteropodidae
Gene: CPPED1
Product: calcineurin like phosphoesterase domain containing 1
Exons: 4
Coding region: 111-1052 (313 amino acids)
Molecular function (GO): hydrolase activity
Source: RefSeq, a predicted model, not a curated record